AUGCUUGCCAUGCCAGAAUAUGCAAUGAAUUCGGCUAUUCGAGCGCUGAUGAGCACGGAGGAAUUAUCAGACCUCAGUCGUGAUCCCCCAGCACAAUGCUCUGCAGGGCCUAUAGGCGAUGAUAACCCUAAUCCGGAUGAUCCUUUAAAUCCGGAGGUUGCGCGCAUCUACAAAUCGGACCGUCAGAAAUACGAUGAGACCGCUAAAGAAUGGACAAGGAAGUAUGCAGUAUAG
This is a messenger RNA of Mesocestoides corti, 234 nucleotides long. Lineage: Eukaryota; Metazoa; Platyhelminthes; Cestoda; Cyclophyllidea; Mesocestoididae. The record is from the annotation of a GenBank genome assembly.